Messenger RNA from Cylas formicarius (sweet potato weevil), 2604 nucleotides. RefSeq names its product solute carrier family 25 member 44. The transcript is spliced from 6 exons. The record is from RefSeq and is a predicted model, not a curated record. Bases 296 to 1273 code for a protein of 325 amino acids. Lineage: Eukaryota; Metazoa; Arthropoda; Insecta; Coleoptera; Brentidae. Gene Ontology annotation, molecular function: branched-chain amino acid transmembrane transporter activity. Gene Ontology annotation, cellular component: mitochondrion. Gene Ontology annotation, biological process: branched-chain amino acid catabolic process; transmembrane transport.
CAAAACAAAACCACCUGACGGUGGUUUUGGUUGAUAGACAGUGGGGGAAAUUUUACGGAUUUCAUUUUUCCAAAUUUUUAAUGACCUUUUUUUUAUAUUUAUGUUGAUAAACCCAAAACCUUUUACAUAAUUAUAAGCAUAUCUUCGGAAACUGUAAAAAUAACUGGUGAUCUAUGGAUGUAAAAUUUUUAGAAAAUGCAACAUUAGUGAAUUUAAAGGAAACGCAAGGUGUCAUGAGAAAUCUGUAACCUAACCUAAAAGUCAAAGGUUAAAACAUAUACCUAAUACCUACAAAAUGGAAUUUCUGCCAGUAGACGUACGUGAAGGAAAGGACUUUAUCAAAACUAUAGAAUGGGACAUGAUGGAUAAAAAGAAGUUUUUUCCCUUGUCCAUGUUGAGUUCUUUUAGCAUUCGAUGUGCUCUAUAUCCUUUAACUCUGAUAAAAACCAGAUUGCAAAUUCAAAAACAUAGCGACAUGUACAGUGGUAUGUUUGAUGCCUACGGAAAAAUUUAUAAAUAUGAAGGAGUUUCUGGACUAUAUAAAGGAUUUUGGAUUUCAUCAGUGCAAAUAGUCAGUGGGGUUUUCUAUAUUUCCACAUAUGAAGGAGUAAGGCACUUGUUAAAAAAACAAAAUGUAGAUUCGCGAUUAAGGGCUCUGGUAGCUGGAGGUGCAGCAUCAUUAGUAGGACAAACUAUUAUUGUUCCAUUUGAUGUUUUAAGUCAGCAUCUUAUGAUGAUGGGAAUAGCUUCCACAGAAAGAGAUAAACUUGCAUUUAACCCAUUAGGCAUAAAUACAACCCAAGGUAGAAGCAAAUUAGCUGUAACUCUUGAAAUUACAAGAAGAAUCUUGAAAAUUGAUGGAGUUGUUGGCUUUUAUCGCGGUUACUGGGCUAGUUUAGCAGCUUAUGUUCCAAACUCUGCCCUUUGGUGGGGAUUUUAUCAUCUAUACCAAGAUGAAAUGUACAGAGUGGUGCCUGGUUGGGUGUCCCAUCUUUUAAUUCAGUGUGUAGCCGGCACUCUGGGAGGUUUUACUACCACCAUCAUAACCAACCCACUAGAUGUAGUCCGUGCAAGGUUGCAAGUUCAGAGACUAGAGUCAAUGAGCAAUACAUUUAGGGACUUGUGGCAUGAAGAAGGCCUAAAAAUGUUCACCAAAGGUCUAAGCGCACGAUUGGUACAGUCGGCCACGUUUAGCUUUAGCAUCAUUCUAGGUUAUGAAACAAUUAAACGGGUCUCAGUGAAUGACGAGUACAGACAGUAUGUUAGGUGGUGAUAUCAUUUUUUCCAGGCUGUACUAAGUUGCAUGAAAUUUUACGUAAUACAUUGAUGGGAAAAAAAUUUUGAUGACUCAUGGGAAUACUGAGUACUACUUCCAGUCACUUCAUUCAGUGUGCCAAAAUAUUUCUCUGAUAAUGGAUUGUUUGGUAAUAAAAAUUUAUAAUUUCAGAAUUUUUAUCGCAAUUUUAUUGCAGAAACUCAGGGGUAUAUAGUUUCGAAUUUUUAAUAAAUUUAAAUUGAAUUGGUUUUUGAAGGUUUGCAAUACAAUCAUCAAAAAAGUAUUGGACACCUACCACAUUUUCGUAGUCCGUCCAUUUUUUUUUUUUGUAUGUACGCAAAAAAAUCAGCUCGGAAUAAAGGAUAGAGUACAAUCAUCUACAAUAUUCGACAGCCUUACCUAAAAGAAAUUGAUGCCAAGAAACAGUAACACAUUGUAUGGUCAGUCAAAAUUUGUGGUCUUGAUUUUCUUUUAUCUUUUGACUUUUGAAUAAAAUAUAAAGACUGUGUAUAGUCUUCAUGUUGUAAAUCUCAGAGUACAUAUGUGUCUCAAAUUACUUUGAUCUUAUGAAAUCUCAUUGGUGUAUCAUUGUUGCUCAAUAAUAAACCAGCAACCAUUACUUUAUUCUUAGAAGAUUUCAGGUUUUGACAUUUUUUUGAAAAUUGUAUUUUUGCUUCAAUCGCUAACUAAUUUACAAUACAAGAUAAUGCAAGUUUAAGAUCACUCUAGAAAGGUGAUUUAUGUGCCACUCUGUCAGAAGUAACUGCAGCAAGGGUAUCUACGCAAUCUUUUCACCUGUUAGAAGUCUGUUGUCAACGUAGUAAUGUGCAAUUAAAAUAGUUAUAUUUAUGCAUAUUUUAUACGCAUUUUAAAGGAAUUUCUUAAAAAACAAUUCUGUCUGCACGUAGAUUAAUAGACAAUAUGUGCAAGGAAGAAUAAUGAAUUAAAGAAAAAUUUUGCAUCUUUUUACCUAACAAUGUUCAGUUUAUGUUAAUGUUUUCCUGGCUUUUGCCUUCUAUCUUGAGCACACGGUAAAUAGAAAUAUAUUUAACAUCAGCAUUACAAAAAAAAAAACAAAACUUCUCAACUAAAUUAAGAAAUUCAUUAAACUUGUUUUAAAAGUGCCACACACAUUUAAUGAAUUUCACAAUCAUCUGCCUGAAGCGAAUUCCGGACUGUAGUUACUUGACUUACUCUAGCCCACAAUUUCAACUUUGGUUAAUUGUCUGACUGGUUUAUAGAGGAAACUGCACAAAAUCUUGGAUUUAGCAGAAUUUGAGUCUGUAUUUCUUUGGUUAUCAAAUUUUUUCACUUUCAUGUUUACGUUU